AUGCUGUCUAUGACCAUGUUCAUCCUCGCCUCGGCUGCCACUCUAGUCAACAGUCAAUUCGACCCGACAUCAGUUCCCUAUGCUACAAGAGAGGCCUGGUGUAACUCCCAAACAUCCGCAUGUCCCCUCCUCUGCCUCCAACUACCAGGAGCCUCGGGCUCACCAAUAUCAAACACCUGCUCACCCGCCACGCUACUCUACUACUGCCUAUGCAGCAACAACGUCACCCCCAAUGCCACCGAAUAUUCCCAGACAAUCCCCUACUUCACCUGCACGGAAACCAACAACCAAUGCGUCCUCAAAUGCAACGGUGACUCUACCUGCCAGAAUAACUGCAGAGUACAGAACCCCUGUGGAGCUCAGGAUCCCAAGCGUGUUAAUGUAACUACUACUACCGCCAAAGCUGCUACUACUACUGCAACAGCGACCCCAGUCAAUACACUUGUCAAUGGAGCUACUGGUGCUGCUCCGCACAUGGCCUCUGUUGAUAUGAGUCAUGUAUAUGGGCUUUGUGUUUUGGUUGGUGGGUUUGUUGCCGGCUUUGCUACUCUUUUGUAG
Molecule: messenger RNA, 558 nt
Organism: Penicillium expansum
Lineage: Eukaryota; Fungi; Ascomycota; Eurotiomycetes; Eurotiales; Aspergillaceae
Exons: 3
Coding region: 1-558 (185 amino acids)
Source: RefSeq, a predicted model, not a curated record